UUUUGGCACGAACAAACCAGUGAUGGAAAUAACUCUGAGUAAAUAAGAGGAUAACAGCGCCGAAAGGAAACACGUUGUCUGAAAUUAGGGACACGUGCAAUUUUCUGAAUCAAAAAAUAAAAGCAUAUAGAACUUCGUUUGUGUGCGCAUUAGAUUAGAUAACUGAAUGAUGUACACUUACGCGUGCCUGGAGAAUACGCAUGCGUAAUAGUGAAACGGAAUAUUUAGUAAAUGACAGAAAUCAAUCUGAUUCAAAUUAUCGGCGACAUAAUAAAGUCGUGGAUAUUAUAAAAGGUGAUUGCGUAAGUGACAAAACUGUGCAAAAAGCAAUCGAGGUAUUCGUUGAUAUCAAAAACGCGCUUGGAUAAGUGAUAAAACUAAUUUUACCGAAAAGAAAGAAGAAAACGUUGGAAAAAUGCAUUACGACGAAAUCCUUCAACAGAUUGGAAGUUUUGGGUUCUACCAAAAGCGGGUGUAUUCCAUGUUGGCUUUCCCGUGCAUGAGUGUUGGGGCGCUCAUGUUUGUAGCCUACGUCGUGCUGAAUACGCCCAAACAUAGGUGUAAAAUACCACUUUACGAAAAUGACACGUUUGAAGUCCAAGACGAACGCCAUGCCAGACUGAUCAACUUCACAAUCCCUCCCUCAGACGACCCACUACUUGUAUACGACAAAUGCCAAGUAUAUGACGUCACAAAUGUUACGUCACUUGAAGGUUACAGUCAACUUGAUAAUACGAGACUGGUCAAAUGCAGCGAAUGGGUUUACGACAAAAGCGUUUUCUACGAUACGUUUACGUCUGUGAACAACAUUGUUUGCGAGGACGCAUUGAAGACGUCUCACAUCCAGAUGUUCUUUUUUGUCGGCGUGUUCGCAGGAUCGCUCAUUUCUGGCCUAAUUUCAGACAGGUUUGGACGUACUUUCAACACGUGCCUAUGUUUUUCGUUAACGUUUGUAUUCGCCGUCGCCGUCACGUUCUCGCCCGGAUUUUACACGUUUGCAACUGGGCAGUUCUUUAUUGGAGCAUGCGCAAUGGGAGGGUUUACAUCAAUAACCAUACAUAGCAUGGAGAUGGUUGGCCCCGAAAAACGUCUAUGGACCGGAAUGCUGGUUGAGAUAUUCUUCCCGAUCGGGACCUGCUUUCUGGCGCUCAUGGCCUACCUGAUCCGGUCCUGGCAGUGGACAAAUCUUGCCAUUGCAAUACCCAUGGUGUUCUAUCUGUCGUUUUGGUGGAUCAUCCCGGAAUCCCCACGUUGGCUUAUCAGUAAAUCGCGGAAAAAAGAAGCUCUCAAGAUAAUUCAGACUGCCGCCAAGGUGAACAGCCGACAGGCUCCUGACGACGUCAGUUACAUCACCGGCACAUCUCUGUCAAGUAACCAAGGCAACAUGUGGCACGUGCUUAGGAGCCCCGUGCUUCUGCGAAGAUGGUUGAUAUUGUGCUUCACUUGGAUGGUGGUCAGCAUGACUUAUUACGGAGUGACCAUGAACGCUGGAAACAUAGGAGGGAAUUUCUACCUGAAUUUUUUCCUCAUGGGUCUGGUGGAAAUCCCGGGGGUCAUGUUCGCCAUGCUGAUACUAGACAGAUUGGGGCGGCGAUGGUCUAACGCUGGUACCAUGAUCGCUGGCGGAGUGGCCUGCCUGUCAACGAUACCGACCGCACUAUUAGGAAGUCCUAGCCUCCAACCUCUGACGAUCACCCUAGCGCUGGUCGGAAAGGCGUCGGCGGCGGCGGCGUUCGCAAUCGUGUACAUGUUUACGGCAGAGAUCCUACCGACGAUGGUCAGAAACGUUGGCUUGGGUACCUGCUCAUGCGCGGCCAGGAUCGGCGGGAUGUUAGCACCAUAUAUCGCCAAAUCUGGCGAGUUAAUCGGCGGAAAGUUCGGCAAGGUGGAGCCACUGGUGAUAUUCGGCGCCCUGUCCGUGAUCGCCGGCCUCAUGCUGCUUCUACUCCCAGAGACCCUCGGCCAGCAACUUCCGGAUACCAUCAAGGACGGGGAGAUGUUUGGGCGAAAAAAGAACAAGCAAUCCAAUAUUGAAACUGAAGUUGCAUCUCCUUUUAUAGAAAGCCGCCAAUAAUAUUUGGACUCAUUGCAUUUUUAACACGCAUGCGCGCAGAUAGUCUUAAGACCGCAAACUCCAAAGAACUACUUCUAUUCAUGUCGUUUUAACCCAUUUGUUUGUGUCAAUGCGCUCUAUGUUUAGCAGAAUGACAUCGAAACCAUAAAAAUAGAUUGGUUGUAUUGCAGUCCGAGUAUGAGUUUUUGCUUGUUCGGCUAUUUCCGCGCUGUAAUUCUGUAUCCCGGAGUUUUAUUUUUAGCAGGAUAUAACUAUUUUUAGAUCGCUAUAUGUAUCAGAUAAUUGUGGGUCAAAAUAAUGGAGGCUCCGGUAGGAAGAUAAAAUGAUAUUCACUCUGAGUUUAGCCCAUGAUGUUCCAGAAAUUAUUACCGACCGCAAGUGUCCCAUCGUCUGCAGGGUUUGUUAUUAUAACCUGACGUGACCCUGAAGCAUGCUUAUUUGUAAUGGUGCAUUUUUUAUUUGACUUUUAUGAGAUAAGAAACGAAAUAAUUGUCUGAGUGUCAAAAUAGUUGUAUCUCAGGUUUCGCAGUGCUAAUGCUUCAAAUACUAUAAUUUACCUGCUACACAAUAACAAGAUUCUAUUCAUUCUAUGAUUUUAGGCGUUUAUAUUUCUAAUGAGAUGUUUUCAUUUUUUAUUUUAUUUUUGCAUAAAAGCUUCGUUCCGGUGUAUUCUUGGCAUAGUUUUAGACAUUAGGCUUUCAAUUUAUAUAAGCACACAUGCCCUGAUACGACAGUGAGUCAUGCAUACGUUUGGUCAAGCAAAGUAGUUCGGAUUAAACCUGUUAAACAUCCAAAGAGUACGAAGCGUUCAAAACAGCACCAGUGCUAUUUCUACGUACUUACAUAAAACAUUAAUUACAUUAAAAUGAUCAAUAAACUUUUAAAAGCACAAUGAUAUUCUCAUUCAUAGAACAGACAAGUUCCGAUAAUCUAAAAAUAGUUUCAACUACAUUAACUGACCGAUAUUCUAAACAUAGUUUCUACAUACAUUUACUGACCACAUGUUUGUCCUCACCGCGGGAAAACGACCAUCUGAUAAGCUCUGCAUUUUCAAAGGAAUUAUUGCUAAAGUUGUUCGUAAAAUAAAAUCAUUUUCCUUAGACAAUUAAAACGUUGUUCAUAAACCUUGCCUAUCGUAUGAUAUCUACUGGCUAAGGUCACAAAUCCGAACACUUUUUGAGUUUUUUCACAAUUAUCUUGGAGUGUUUUUGUUGCAGUAAGUUAAAAUUGCGUAUGAAACAUCUUUGGUUAAUGUGACAACAGCUGUCAAAGUACAGAUUCACGAUCUCAUCAAUUUUAUGUCGAAAAUCGUUCAUUUUAUGGACAGUAAAUCACCCUUAAAUUUAUGCUAUGGAGGGCACAAAUACCGAACACUUUCAAAGCGAAUAUACAUGGUCAUACAAUUAUAAUUAAUAAGUAUGCUAUAUUAGAUAAACACUUAGCUGCAAAGUUAUUUAUUGUUUCCGAUGUUUUUUUAAAACAUGCAAUUCAACUGUAAAGCUUGAUUUCUAUAUAUAAAUAUCUUAAAUGUAGGUCAACAUAACUGCAAAACAUAAAGAUGCGCGUUCCCCCUCUGACGUCAUUCCCCCAUGUGCUACUUUUUGAUCUUUAAGCGUAUAAACAUUAAAUGGCAUUUUUUAGAAAAAUACUUAACAAAACAAGAUGAAACUUCGCAAGUGUGACCAAGGCAAGACUCUGUAUUGAUCUAGAUCAUCGAAUAAUCGACCAAGGUAAACAAACGCGUGUUUUAGCCGGUGUUCGGGAUUUGUGCCCUGUUCGGAAAUAUACCGUAAACCAGUAAUCAAAGCACCGAAAUACCUUUAGAAACGAUUGAAAGGGGCAUGCAUUAUAACUUCAAAUAUAUGGGGAUGGGGGAUACGUCGACUGAAGUGAUAAGCUGUGCAAUUGGAAGGAAAUUAUUGCUGAAGUUGGUUUUAAACAAAUGAUUUUCCUUAAACAAAACGUGUAUGCUCAAAAAAGGAAAUGGUAUAUAUGAUGUAUUAUACUUUCCUAUCGUAUGAUAUUUAAUCAAAGCAACGAAUAAACCUUUAGAAACGAUUGAAAGGGGCAUGCAUUGUAACAUGAAAUACAUGGGGAUGGGGGGUUACGACGUUUAACAAGUGAACAAGUGACAUUUACAUAUACAAAAUGACACCAGACGCCAUAAAAUAGAUACUGAAUAGAUGUUUGUUUCCUCGCCCAAUCUGGGCACAAGCUCUCUUGAACCUUGGCACAGUUUUCACUUUUAUCUAUGUGCCCUUCACCCAUUCCCAUUGUUCAAAUAAAAUUUGCAACUCUACCAUAUUUGCCUGCAGAUAGUCUUUCAGCGCAUCGCGCUUUGAUUUGUGUUUGAGUUAAGGCAGCUUAGUUCACAUUUUAUAAAUAGUUUGUUUGGUUUCAUAAAAACAGCUUUAGGUGCGUGUAAAAAGGGUUUCUUGGGUGUUUAGGUCACAUUUAUAAAUAGUUUAUUUGGUUUCAUAAAAACAUCUUUAGGUGCGUGUAGGAAGGGUUUCUUGGGUGUUUAGGUCACAUUUAUAAAUAGUUUAUUUGGUUUCAUAAAAACAUCUUUAGGUGCGUGUAAAAAGGGUUUCUUGGGUGUUUAGGUCACAUUUAUAAAUAGUUUAUUUGGUUUCAUAAAAACAUCUUUAGGUGCGUGUAGGAGGGGUUUCUAUGGUGUUUAGGUCACAUUUAUAAAUAGUUUAUUUGGUUUCAUAAAAACAUCUUUAGGUGCGUGUAUAAAGGGUUUCUUGGGUGUUUAGGUCACAUUUAUAAAUAGUUUAUUUGGUUUCAUAAAAACAUCUUUAGGUGCGUGUAGGAAGGGUUUCUUGGGUGUUUAGGUCACAUUUAUAAAUAGUUUAUUUGGUUUCAUAAAAACAUCUUUAGGUGCGUGUAGGAAGGGUUUCUUGGGUGUUUAGGUCACAUUUAUAAAUAGUUUAUUUGGUUUCAUAAAAACAUCUUUAGGUGCGUGUAAAAAGGGUUUCUUGGGUGUUUAGGUCACAUUUAUAAAUAGUUUAUUUGGUUUCAUAAAAACAUCUUUAGGUGCGUGUAAAAAGGGUUUCUUGGGUGUUUAGGUCACAUUUAUAAAUAGUUUAUUUGGUUUCAUAAAAACAUCUUUAGGUGCGUGUUAAAAGGGUUUCUUGGGUGUUUAGGUCACAUUUAUAAAUAGUUUAUUUGGUUUCAUAAAAACAUCUUUAGGUGCGUGUAGGAAGGGUUUCUUGGGUGUUUAGGUCACAUUUAUAAAUAGUUUAUUUGGUUUCAUAAAAACAUCUUUAGGUGCGUGUAAAAAGGGUUUCUUGGGUGUUUAGGUCACAUUUAUAAAUAGUUUAUUUGGUUUCAUAAAAACAUCUUUAGGUGCGUGUAAAAAGGGUUUCUUGGGUGUUUAGGUCACAUUUAUAAAUAGUUUAUUUGGUUUCAUAAAAACAUCUUUAGGUGCGUGUUAAAAGGGUUUCUUGGGUGUUGAGGUCACAUUUAUAAAUAGUUUAUUUGGUUUCAUAAAAACAUCUUUAGGUGCGUGUAGAAAGUGUUUCUUUGGUGUUUAGGUCACAUUUAUAAAUAGUUUAUUUGGUAUCAUAAAAACAUCUUUAUGUGCGUGUAGAAAGGGUUUCUUGGAUGUUUAGGUCACAUUUAUAAAUAGUUUAUUUGGUUUCAUAAAAACAUCUUUAGGUGCGUGUAGAAAGGGUUUCUUGGGUGUUUAGAUCACAUUUAUAUUUUUUUUUGUUUGGUUUCAUAAAAACCUUAAGGUGCGGGUAGGAAGGGUUUCUUGGGUGUUUAGGUCACAUUUAUAAAUAGUUUAUUUGGUUUCAUAAAAACAUCUUUAGGUGCGUGUAGAAAGGGUUUCUUGGGUGGUUAAGGUCACAUUUAAAACUUGUUUGUUUGGUUUCAUAAAAAACAUCUUGAAUGCGGGUAGUAACGGUUUCUUGGGUGUUGUUUUUUCCGUUCUAGUAGACAUGUGAACUCUGCCGGCGGUAGGAAAAAAGUCAGUUCUAGUAGACAUGUGAACUCUGCCGGCGGUAGGAAAAAAGUCAGUUCUAGUAGACAUGUCAACUCUACUGGCGGUAGGUAAAAUCUACCGCUUUUGAGACUCCCUUACCGCUCGCUCUACUGACGAAAUAUACCCCUUUUGUAAACAGUAAAAUAUAAACUUCAUAACUCCCCUUACUUUCGUUAAGAAAAAUGAACUCCCUUUUGGUUGCAGGUUUGAUUGUGAGUCAGUCAGGAAAACAUUUAAGAAAUUAUUUAUUUUGUGUGGCCUAACAAUGUUUUAGUACGUAAAUUUUUAGAGUAGAUUUUUAUCAUAGUUAACACGUUGUGCUUAUUGUAAAUUUUGCACGUAAUUUUAAUGGUGCUGGGUUAUUUAUUAUAGAAAUGCUCAAUUAAAUUUGUUCCCAUGGAAUAAUGCUAAUACAAUUUUAAAUACUGUGUAUUUGCAGUUUAUGCGUGUAAUGUUAACAUUGUAUAUGUGUAGUUUUAAAUAAAUGACACUUUAUGUUCAAUAUUAGAUCAGUUAUACUGUAUGUAUUCAAUGUUAAAUAAGUGACAUUAUAGGUAUGUGCUGUUAAAUAAGUCAUACUAUAUGCAUGCAAUGUUGAAUAAGACAUUGUAUGCAUAUAAUGUUGACUAAGUGAAAUCGUAUGCAUAUAUCGUUAAAUAAGAGACAUUGUAUGCAUGUAAGUGACAUUAUAUGUAUGUUAUGUUACAUAAGUGACAUUGUAUGCAUGUAAGUGACAUUAUAUGUAUGUUAUGUUACAUAAGUGACAUCGUAUGCAUGUAAGUGACAUUAUAUGUAUGUUAUGUUACAUAAGUGACAUCGUAUGCAUGUAAGUGACAUUAUAUGUAUGUGAUGUUACAUAAGUGACAUCGUAUGCAUGUAAGUGACAUUAUAUGUAUGUUAUGUUACAUAAGUGACAUCGUAUGCAUGUAAGUGACAUUAUAUGUAUGUUAUGUUACAUAAGUGACAUUGUAUGCAUGUAAGUGACAUAGUUUGUAUAUCCUGUUACAUAAGUGACAUUUUAUGCAUGAUAUGCUUAAUAAGUGACAUUGUAUGUAUGUAAUGUUAAAUAAGUGACAUUCUAUGCCAUGAGUCUAUGUAUAGAAAUAUGGUUGUAACAUUUUGCUUAGUUUGUGAUUUUUGAAUAGUGGAUAAUAUGAAAUUGAUAAGUUCCGACUUCCAAAACAUAUCACAUUCACAUAGAAAUAUAUACGUUAUAAUUGUCAAAAGGCAAUAAAACAUUGAAACAUU
Messenger RNA from Mya arenaria, 7313 nucleotides. Its product is annotated as organic cation transporter protein-like. Gene Ontology annotation, cellular component: membrane. Bases 416 to 2074 code for a protein of 552 amino acids. The transcript is spliced from 10 exons. NCBI's taxonomy places the organism in Eukaryota, Metazoa, Mollusca, Bivalvia, Myida, Myidae. Gene Ontology annotation, biological process: transmembrane transport. Gene Ontology annotation, molecular function: transmembrane transporter activity. The record is from RefSeq and is a predicted model, not a curated record.